GCCAGGCAGGAGGGAGCGGCUCUGGUGGAGGGACAUAGACCGACAGUGGAGGAGAGAGAGAGAGAGAGAGAGAGAGAGAGAGCAGCGGAGCGGACGGGUGGAUGAUUCAGACAGACAGUCAGGAUGCGUGAAUACAAACUGGUUGUUUUAGGAUCAGGAGGAGUCGGCAAGUCAGCUCUGACUGUCCAGUUUGUUCAGGGAAUCUUUGUGGAGAAGUACGACCCCACGAUAGAGGAUUCCUACAGGAAGCAAGUCGAGGUUGAUGGACAGCAGUGUAUGUUGGAGAUCCUGGACACAGCAGGAACAGAGCAGUUCACGGCGAUGCGAGAUCUGUACAUGAAGAACGGUCAGGGCUUCGCUCUGGUUUACUCCAUCACGGCUCAGUCGACUUUCAACGACCUGCAGGACCUCCGAGAGCAGAUCCUGAGAGUGAAGGACACCGAGGACGUUCCCAUGAUCCUGGUUGGAAAUAAGUGCGACCUGGAGGUGGAGCGUGUGGUGGCCAAAGAGUCGGGCAUCGGGCUCGCCCGCCAGUGGAACUCCUGCGCCUUCCUGGAGACCUCGGCCAAGAGCAAGAUCAACGUCAACGAGAUCUUCUAUGACCUUGUGCGUCAGAUUAACAGGAAGAGUCCAGUUCAAGGGAAAGCUCGCAAAAAGUCAAACUGUCAACUGCUCUAAUAAACGUUUUCUGCAUACCUGACCGACAACCAACCAACCAACCAACCAACCAAUCACAGGACAUCUUCCAGCUGGCCACGCCCCUUUAACACACCCACGUCAUCAUCAACAUCAGUCACCUCUGUUCCCGUGACGACCACAUCUCCCAUCCCCUCACCACAUAGUCCAACAGAAACUGUUGCCUUGGAAACAUUAAAACUAAACAUCAAAAGACUGCAGCGGCUAUGAUGAUGAUGAUGACGACGAUGAAGAUUUUGAUUCUGCUGUUGCAGAAAUGGGGGCUGUCCAAACAACUGCCCAAGUUUCAACUACAGUUCCCAUCAUGCUCUCUGCUAUGGGCCAUUUUGCGCUGGGGAGUGGCCAUUUGCUUUUACUUUUAAAUGUUUCUUUCCUUUCUUCUUUUUUUCCAGCAGUCCCGAGCCAUUCACACGCAGUUUGACCUCUUCACUGUCAGCUCUGUGUGUGUGACUCUGGUUGAACCUGUGGAUCCAUACAGUGGUUAUUAUUACAGUGGUUAUUAUUAUGAUUCUGUGUGAAACGAUAUAAAAGUCAUUUAAUGUU
This is a messenger RNA of Perca flavescens (yellow perch), 1239 nucleotides long. Its product is annotated as ras-related protein Rap-1b. Gene Ontology annotation, biological process: Rap protein signal transduction. The transcript is spliced from 8 exons. Bases 124 to 678 code for a protein of 184 amino acids. Gene Ontology annotation, molecular function: GTPase activity; GTP binding. The record is from RefSeq and is a predicted model, not a curated record. NCBI's taxonomy places the organism in Eukaryota, Metazoa, Chordata, Actinopteri, Perciformes, Percidae. Gene Ontology annotation, cellular component: membrane.